This is a messenger RNA of Knipowitschia caucasica, 336 nucleotides long. NCBI's taxonomy places the organism in Eukaryota, Metazoa, Chordata, Actinopteri, Gobiiformes, Gobiidae. The record is from the annotation of a GenBank genome assembly.
AUGCGGUUGUUGGGCUCUCGGGUAAGGCCGUCAGAUAGGGGUUUUCUCCGGGACGGUCUUAUGCCGGGUUGUGUUCAUAUACCCGGUAACCUGUUUAAAGUUUCGUAUCUACUAUUGUACAGGGUUGGAGUUCUUGGCAGUUCCGGAGUUCUCGGGUUGUGGGGGGGGCCGGCUGCACCCCACUGGGGCGCUUACGUGGGAGGAGAAGAUGCAUCUGAGGGGAGUGCGUUUUGUGCCCCAGGGGUGGUGUGCGCCCCCACUGGUCGUGAGGUCAUGACCCGGGACAAUCAAUGGGCUAUGGGGACCGCGAGCGGGGGGGGCCGGGGCGCCGCAUAG